CACUCUUUCAAUGCACCCACUCUCUCUCUCUCUCUCUCUCUCUCUAUUACUACACCUCCUCCCAAUCUUCCCCCUACAUCCUCCAUGACCUUUUCAUACAUAUUCAAACUCAGUAUAUCUUGCUACUGGCAGAACAUGCACCCCUCAUGAACCUUGCUCCAUGUGAGACUUCCCGGCGAUCAUAAGACAAUUGCCCCCCCUCCAAUCCAACCCCCGAUCCCCAACGACAGCGUCAUCGCCCUCCAGCGGCCCUUACAACCCCGGGUUUCAAUCAUCAUCCCCAUCCCCCUCCUUCAAACACACCGCAUACUCUCCACCUUGCACUGCACAGCGCGGAGAAAUAUAGAACUUCGCCCUCGGUAUUCGGAGAAGCGAUAGUCUGAACGGUAUUAUCCAACCCGACGAGCACAACACCCUCCCCGCGCCCGCCAUUUCCGGGCCCCGGAACGAGUUUCUAGGGAAGAUGGAGCCCCGCAAAACGCCUCCGGAGUACUUCCUUGAAAUCUUUGCCGACACCACCACCGUUCGAGACGUCUUAAAGGGUAUCCUCAACCUGAUCUUCUUCCACCGAUACUUCCCCUCCAUCCGACCCACCACCUUUGACGUUCUAGACUUCACUCUCCCCGCCAUCAACGACGUCGACCUCGAAACUCUCAUCGACUCGCGCAUCAGCUCCCUCGUCCGCCAACACUCGGCAACCAGCGGCGGCGGUGGUGGUAGUGGCAGUGCCGGGGGCGGCGUCCGCGGCCGCAUCGCAGUGGAAUUCUACGAGAAGCGACGCCGACGCUCCGGCAUCUGGUUUGGCGGCCUAGCGGGCAAAGGUGAGGAGGAAGUCUGCUGGGAGGUCUGGAAUCUGGACGUGACUAUCGCCACGCCACGGACUGAAUCUGAACGGGCUAAGGUCCGCAAAGCAAUGGAGAAUAUGCUCCAGAAGGCUGCACUCAAGAUCCUCGCCGUGGUCAAUCGCGAUAAGGAUCAUAUCCCACCCAUCACGACCAGCGACUCCAACCCCUUCCCUUAUCGCAUUGUCCUCAACCCGCGCACAGAUGGGUGGCAGAAUAGGUUUGGGCUGUAUUAA
Aspergillus brunneoviolaceus CBS 621.78 is the source of this 1078-nucleotide messenger RNA. Its product is annotated as autophagy-related protein 101. Gene Ontology annotation, cellular component: phagophore assembly site. The transcript is spliced from 3 exons. The record is from RefSeq and is a predicted model, not a curated record. NCBI's taxonomy places the organism in Eukaryota, Fungi, Ascomycota, Eurotiomycetes, Eurotiales, Aspergillaceae. Bases 464 to 1078 code for a protein of 204 amino acids. Gene Ontology annotation, biological process: autophagy; autophagosome assembly.